AUGAAACUCUCGCGCGCGGCGACGCCGCGACGCGUCGCGGCGACGCCGCGCGCGGCGGUCGACGCCGAGCGCACGGUGCGCGAAAUGUACGAGCGAAUCAACGCUCGAGACGUCGACGGUGCGCUCGCGUGCGUGGAUGAGAACGUGGUUUACGAGGAUUUCAACUUUCCGGCGCCGUUUCGAGGCAAGGCGGCGGUGAAGAAGCUGUUCGAGGAGAGCUGCGAGGGCAUACCGGACGAUUUGACGUUCGUGAUCGAUGCGUCGACGUGCGGUGGGGACGCGGUGGGGCUGACGUGGCACGUGGAGCUGAUGGGGGAGGCGUUUCCGAACGCGCGCGGGUGCUCGUUUUAUCGCGUAGACGAGACGAACGGAAAGUUGGUCUACGCGCGGGAUUGCGUGGAGUCGCCGUUGAAGCCGGGAGAGGCGAGUUUUGGGAUCAUACGGCUGGUGGCGCCGUUGGUGAAGAAACAAAUCGCGGCGAAGAGGGGUGAGGGCGGCGGUGGAGACGGCGCCGUCGAGACGGCGAAAUCCUCGUCUUCGGACGCGGGCGGAAACGCACUGGUGAGCGCGGCGUUUUGGCUCGCGGGCGCGGCGUACUGGUACGUCUUGUUAUUGUCACCUUCGGAUAAUCCGAUUCCGGGUGACCCGGCGUAUGCGAUUAAGCCCGAGACGCUGCAAGAAGUCAUCGCGGAAUCAACAGACUUCUUUUUCGUGCUUCCCGUGUUGAAUAAGUUCGGGAUUGACGCGUUAGGCACGGCGCCGGCGGUGCACCCCGUGUCUCUCGGUGUGUUCAACUUUGCGGAGGCAUUCAUUUUCAUGCUACUCCCGCUGUACUUUAUGGACAAACGGGGAAGAGAUUUGCCUACGACGAAAAUGUGGUCCAUCGGUAUGUUUCUUACGAACGCCGUGUUGUUACCGUACAUGGCGAUUCGCGCGGCGACGCCGGUUCGUGAUUGGAACCCGGAGUCAAAUGCGAACGUGGAUGGCUGGCGCGAGACGCGAUUGGGGGAAAAGGGCGUGAUGAGUAAACUCUUUGGCGGUUUCGGACUCGCCGUCGGGCUUCUGUCAGUGUAUUGGACUUUGUUUGAAGACCCCUCCGCGGGUGGGCUCAGCGAGCGGGCGGCGUACUUCAAUAACCUGAUGCACACCGAUCGAGUCAGCGUGGCUUUUGUCGUAGAUAUCGCGCUUGUGUGCUGCUGGCAAGCUUACUUUAUGAAAUCUCUCGACAAGGACUCGGGCGCGCUCGCGUACAUUCCGUAUUGGGGAUUAUGCAUUUGGCUGUUGAUGUAG
This is a messenger RNA of Ostreococcus lucimarinus CCE9901, 1290 nucleotides long. RefSeq lists its product with no specific name. Lineage: Eukaryota; Viridiplantae; Chlorophyta; Mamiellophyceae; Mamiellales; Bathycoccaceae. Bases 1 to 1290 code for a protein of 429 amino acids. The transcript has a single exon. The record is from RefSeq and is a predicted model, not a curated record.